AGAGCUCUGUGACCGGCACGCGUACAUUCAUGGGUUAACAUCGCAAUCUCUUGUGUCCCUCGUGGGAGUUUUGUGAUGUCAGUGAAGCAGGACAGCUUCAUAGGAUAAGUCAGAUUUCAGCGUUUGUGUUAUUGCUAAGGCUCUGAUGCCGAGAGGUCUUUGACCGGCGGUCCCCUGCUCUCCAGGUCUUGGCUCCUGAUGAAUACGAUCACAGAGUUCCUGCUCUUGGACCAUCUUCUCUCUGCUUUGGCCAUAAUGCCUUCUCCUACGGAUUCCAGCUUCUCGCUCACGGGACGGACCUCACGUAGUCUGUCGCAACUCCGGCUCCACCGAACCUGGUCCAAUGUCCUGCUGGUCCUGGGCUUCGUGCAGAUCACGCUGGGUGUUCUGAUUGUCACAUUUAGCUUGGUGGCUGCCACCAUCACUCCAUCUAUGAAGAUAAAGCAUUCAAGCCCUUCGUGGGCUGGCUUUUCGUUGGCUGUAUCGGGUCUCAUUGGCUGCAUCUCAUGGAAAAGACCGUUCACACUAGUGGUUACUUUGUUCACGCUGCUGACGGCGCUGUGCGUCAUGCUUAGCCUUGCGGGCUCCAUCUUGUCGUGUCAGAACGCCCAGCUGGUGAGAUCCUUCGAUGCCUGCCAGAAGGAGAAAAACUGGUGCGUCUGCUGCCAUGUUCUGUCAGAAAACCAGGUCCUGCCCUCCUGCAGCAAAGACGUGGAGGUCCUGACCAUGUACCCAAACCCGGACUGUGGCAGCAUCCGCACGGCCUUGAAGGACCUGUUGUUUAGUGUCUGUGGCCUCACCAUCCUUUCCACCAUCAUCUGCACGUUGUCCGCUGUCAUCUACUGCAUUCAGAUCUUCUCAUUGGAUGUGAUCCAUGUACUGGCGCCACAGAGAUCCACCUCUGUGAAUCUGGAAUGUCUCUCACCUCAGGACACAAUCCUGCAGAGUAUGAUGGAGUGCGAGGAGUUUGUGCCACCGGUGCCUCCACCGCCGUACUACCCACCGGAGUACACCUGCAGCUCUGAGACUGACGCCCAGAGCAUAACGUACAAUGGCUCCAUGGACAGCCCCAUCCCUCUCUACCCCACAGACUUUCCGCCGUCGUAUGAGAGUGUGAUGGGGAUCCGAGAGGACAGUCAGGCCACGCUGUUUGAUGCCCAGGUUCAUGACGCCUCGUGCCCCAGUGCUUCUGACAGAAUCGACUCCACUGGUCACAGUGGGAACGAGGACAACAGCCCCUCCGAGGACUCGGUUUUGCUGGAGAUACCGGGGUCUGUUUGUUCCGUGGACUAUGUUUUGUACCGGUCCAUCCAACGAAGCCGAGCUGACUAUUGUUUGAGUGUGGACUGCGGACAGUGUCUGCAUCACCGGCAGAGCCCCACAUUCAGCCUGCAGGGGCCGUUUGAGGAGAUCGCUGUGCCCCGUGUAAAGGGGGCGCGCUCAUCCUCCUGCUCCACACCCAGAGCUGGUUCUGACUCCCCUCGGCCCGUGGGAACCAUCAUCACCCGUAGCUGUAACAGGCUGGAGACAGCUGGAUCCGCUUCUGGUCCCUGCUUCCCCGAGGUCAGACUGAAGGGAAAGGCCAGAGGGGCAGCUCGAUGGAGCCAAGGCUCAGGGUGUUCCCAGCAUCACAGCUCCCCGUGCCAGACCCCGGACUGCCCUCACAGGAGGUACAGUGAAAAUACCCGGCCAGUGCUGCCGUGCCCUGAUGUGACCCCACCGCUUCUUGUCCGCUCUCACAGUGACCCAGGGAUCAGCUCCUUAUGCAAUACAGGUCUUCCAGAAGCCGAUUACACCAAGGCCCGGGAGGACAAUGGGUCUUUGUCAUCCAUCGACACAGCUCUCGAGGUCUAUUUACAUGGACACGCACUGCAGGAGUCCCCGGGAUUACUCCGCACGAGCUCAGAUGGGAAGAAUCGGCUUCAGGCUACGCGCAGAGCGGUGCAGAGACUCUCCAAGAGCGGCGCUCUGUCCCUCGGAGACCUAAAGGGUGGCCUCGGCACCAAAGCCCUGGUGGUCAGAUUCUUGCAUCGCUCCAGAAGGAGCUUGAAGGAAGGCACGGACCACCGGUAUCGGAAACAGGUUCCCAAGAGCCCGCUGCCUGGUGAGCAGGAGAGAUGCCAAGAAGCCAGAUGCCUACAGAGCUGCGGAGACCUCAGCACCGCGCCAUCGCUGCGCCGUCUCCUCUCCACGAGCCGGAGGGGGCACAGACGCCCCCAUAGCAUGAACGGUGUGUACAAAGACAGCACUUUGUGAAGUUGGUGCCAUCGAGGCUAAGCGCGCCCCAA
This is a messenger RNA of Spea bombifrons (plains spadefoot toad), 2288 nucleotides long. RefSeq names its product endosomal transmembrane epsin interactor 3 (gene ENTREP3). The record is from RefSeq and is a predicted model, not a curated record. Lineage: Eukaryota; Metazoa; Chordata; Amphibia; Anura; Pelobatidae. Gene Ontology annotation, cellular component: membrane. Bases 199 to 2256 code for a protein of 685 amino acids. The transcript is spliced from 12 exons.